CACGGCACACCCACGUGGCUCAGGCACCAUUACCCACCACCACACACGCACUGUCUCUGUCACUCACUCUCGCUCUCGCUCUCGCUCGGUCUCUCCCCCGACUCCGAAGGCCAAUUUCUGUGUUCCUCCUCUGUAACUGUCUCUCUUAGGGUUUAGGUUGCGAGAUCUAAUAACUCUUCAACCUGAUUCAGCUAAGAAGAAGAAGAAGAUGAUGGUGAUGGUGAUGGAGCUUGAAACUUUUAGAGUGAGUCACUUAACAGAAGAUCAGUAUCUUUGCAAAUGGGGAGGAUCUUUAAUUGCUAGACAACAAAUUAAGAAGGAAAGUGAGAGUGCAAAAAUAAAGCAGGAAGAAUUAGUGGUGUGGCCUCCAUGCAGUGUUUUCUCCCACUUCUGCUGUGAAAAUAAAUUAGUUACAAUUAUGUUGACUUACAUCAGUUGGGCAUACAUUUAUAUGAGGAAGACAUACUAAAACUGAAGAUUGUUGAAGCAACUGGUUGAAGUGAAUUGGAUCGAGGUUUCUUAAGCAUUAGAGAUGCUCUAAAAAGCAAGAAAGCAGACAUCUAAUUUAAAUUUUUAGUCCUCAUAGUGGAAAAAAGUAGUUUGUUCAUGUGAUUGCUUCCUCUCUCUUUUCUUCUUUGGUGUGUCUGUGUGGCCUAAGAGCUUACCUAGGUUUUUUCGGUGCAUGGAAUGGUUUUGAUGAGGAGAUAAUUGUAAGAAGGGGCAAUAGAUACUGAUAUAAUUGGGACAUGGAUCAACCAGAACAGACUCAGCACCAGCUGCCGGUUGUGGGAGUUGUAGCAGGUUCAGGUCAAAUGGCCUAUGCUUCUCUACCCUACCAUACUGCACCUGUGGUGGUGUCAGGCUCAUCCACUGUUGCUUUACAUUCUUCAACUGAGCCUCCUGCCACCUUUUCUACUUCUCAGCACCAGCUUGCCUAUCAACAAGCCCAGAACGUCCACCACCAACAGCAGCAGCAGCAACAACAGCAACUUCAAGUAUUCUGGACCAACCAAAUGCAAGAAAUUGAGAGAACGGCUGACUUCAAAAAUCACAGCCUUCCACUUGCUCGUAUCAAGAAAAUAAUGAAAGCUGAUGAGGAUGUUAGAAUGAUUUCAGCGGAGGCUCCAGUCAUAUUCGCAAAGGCAUGUGAGAUGUUCAUCUUGGAGUUGACUUUGCGCUCUUGGAUCAACACGGAAGAGAAUAAAAGGAGGACCCUUCAGAAAAACGAUAUUGCUGCUGCCAUUUCAAGGACUGAUGUCUUUGAUUUCUUAGUUGACAUUAUACCAAGAGAUGAGUUGAAAGAAGAGGGACUUGGGGUCACCAAGGCCAGUAUCCCUAUGGUAGGUUCUCCAGCUGAUUCUAUUCCGUACUACUAUGUACCGCCACAGCAUCCAGUGGGACCGACAGGGAUAAUUAUGGGAAAGCCAGUUGAUCAAGCAGCACUGUACGCUGGUCAACAACCUCAGCCCCCCAUGGCAUUCAUGCCAUGGCCUCAGACUCACCAACAACAAACCCAGCAACAACAAAGUGAAUAGAGAGAAUGUGUUGGCUGUGACUGGCGGAGACAUAUAUCUGUACUUUAUCUCAUCCGUUGGAAGUGAUAGUGGUAGUUUAGUCUGUAAUUGUGUUUUCAGAACCAAAGUCAAAUGUUGUGGCAAUUGUAUCAGGUUUCUUUGUUUGUUUGUUUUCUUUCUCGUGGUUUUAAUGCCACAAAAGGAUUUGAUGAUUUCCCUGUUAUGCCAUCCAUCCAUUGAAGAAGAAAAAAAAAUAAAAAAAUCCCAUUGUAUGCUUGGUUUUGUUGGAUA
Molecule: messenger RNA, 1805 nt
Organism: Camellia sinensis
Lineage: Eukaryota; Viridiplantae; Streptophyta; Magnoliopsida; Ericales; Theaceae
Product: nuclear transcription factor Y subunit C-2
Biological process (GO): regulation of transcription by RNA polymerase II
Cellular component (GO): nucleus
Molecular function (GO): RNA polymerase II cis-regulatory region sequence-specific DNA binding; DNA-binding transcription factor activity, RNA polymerase II-specific; protein heterodimerization activity
Source: RefSeq, a predicted model, not a curated record